AAGAAAGAUAGAUUUGCUCAGUUAAAGUCUGACAGUUGUUGCACAUAAAUAAAGGCAAUGAAAUUUGUCUAACUGCUCCCAACAUGCCAUCAGCCAUCCAUCCAUCAAUCAUUCACCACUCAGCUGUGUGCAGCUUUUUAGUUGGGAUGAUUUACUCAUAAACUAAAAUACUUUGCAGCGGAACACAUAUAUAAAAAAAGUGCAUGAAUCAUAUUUUGGGCAAGUUUUAAUCAACUGUCGUAAAUGACAAAUCACCAGUUGGUCUCAAUUAGUAUAAUGAGCUGAGAAAUACACACCGCCAUCCCCAUCAUCAUCAUCAUCAUCAUCAGCGGUAGCUCGUCCAGCAGACUCGGCGGCCAUUCAGAAGGAAACAGGACGCAGCUGCAGCGCCACAGUUCAUGGCCAAAUCCUGGACAGAGACACUUUGUUUUUAUUUCUCUUUCCUCUGACUCCUCCGCUGCGCUCAGACCUCUCUGCCUGUUGCGCGCUCGGUCCGCUCCGCGUGAUCUGCAGGCGAGUCUUUGUCGCGCUGGAAGCAUGGCUGCCAUCAAGGCGUUGGAGCAGUGGUGCAAACUGCAGUGUGAGGGCUACAGAGAUGUUGCCAUCACCAACAUGACCACUUCAUUCAGGAACGGACUAGCUUUUUGUGCGCUCAUACAUAAAUACAGACCGGACCUCAUAGACUAUGACUCACUCAGAAAGGAGGAUGUGUUUGAGAACAACAGAAUGGCUUUUCAGAUUGCUGAAGAAACGUUGGGCAUCCCAGCUUUGUUAGACGCAGAAGAUAUGGUGGCUUUAAGGGUUCCUGACAGACUGAGUAUUCUCACUUAUGUCUCACAGUACUACAACUACUUUAAAGGAAGGCCUCCAAUGGGAGGUGUGAAAAGGCCAGCAGAGGGCUCCAAGGAGGAGCCAUCAGAGAAGAAAAACCUCCCAGUAGUUGCCAAAAGCUUUGUGUCUAACAUGGGCAUUGAAAACCGUUCGCCUUCCAUCAUCACGGCUCACAUCUCACCCAAGCUGGCCAGAGCUGCUGCUGAGAAGGUGGUUUUGACUGACAAUGCCAAUAAAAACGGGACUCUCAAUAGCAAAUGUGUUGCAUGCAAGAGCCAUGUUCAUCUGGUACAAAGGCACUUUGUGGAAGGCAAGCUUUAUCACAGAAGCUGUUUCAAAUGCAGUGAGUGCUCCAGUGUGCUUCAUACAGGAGGCUACAAACCUGGGAAGAGUCCAGACACCUUUGUCUGUAAAACCCAUCAAAAAAGUUCCAAAACCACUUCCUCAGAUGCUGGAAUUAAAAACGGAUUCCCUAGUCCAGCUGUACAGCCAAAUAGGGCCAUCCAGACCCAGCUUACACCACGUCCUUCAGUGCUGACGGCCCCACUUUAUCUUGAUCCGAAGCCAAUUAGUCCCAUCCCACCUUCCCAGUCCUGGACGAGCUCGGCUCAGAAGACGCAAGCAGCCAGGCAGAAGUUUUUCCAGGCUGCACCACAAGUUGCAGAAAUUUCAACGAGUACCAGGAAACCUGGAGAACCUACAGAAAAGCCAAAGGUCCUGAUCAGUCCUGAUGAUGAAAAGAACAGAGCCAGGUUGAUGAUUGGAAAGAAACUAGCAGAGGAAAACUUCAACAAUAACAACAAACGUCUGUUCACCAUCCAAUCUGCAGAAAGACGGUUUUGUUACGAGCAAAGCUCAGUUGACAUGCUUGGUUUGAGGAAGGAGAAGUGCAGCCAAGGCCCAGCAGGAAACUGCACAGGACAGCCCACCACCAGCCAGACAAACAAUGAGGAACUGCCAUGUCUGAAAACCAUCAACAAAGACAACACCAGGCCAACAACUGUACACAAAACUGCCAAAGAUCCAGUCUACCACGAGUGGCAAACAAAUUUCAAACCUGUCAAAACUGUACAAGGAGUAAAAGAUGAUGAACCUGAAACUUUUACUCUGCAACAUGCACCUGGAUUCAUGUCCAUAACUCUGUGUGACGUCUCUAUUACUACAUCAAGGCCUCCCUCAGCUCCAACACCUGCAGUACCACUAGUUAGCGUUGCUCCAUUUGAUCCUACAUGCUUAAGAGAAGUCAAUCCCCAGAAAUCUCUGCCUGGCUCUGAAAGCCAUGACUUUAAACAGGGGAGCCGCUUCCCCGUGAAAUCCCCACACAGACCACCAGCUGUGGAAUCUAUUAACUCUUCAUCGACUGCUCCAGCCAAUCCCGGAAAUCCAUCAGCUGCUAAAAAGGGAAAGUAUUUGUCACCCACCAACGCCUUCAGGACUGAAAUGAGGUCACCCUCUGUGAAGUCUUAUCAUAUUCCAGCGGAGCAGAUUGAAAAAGAGUUGACUGAUAUUGAGACAAACUUGGCUCAGCUGGAGAAGGAGGGUGUUGAGCUUGAAAAGAAGCUCCGCAGCUGCGAGGAAGAGGGAAAAGGGGACAUAUUGAUGGACCCACUGAUGGUUGACUGGUUUAACCUCAUUAAAAAAAAACAGAUGUACAUCAGGAAUGAAUCAGAGCUUGUGUACAUUGCCAGGACUCAGGAGCUGGAGCAGCAGCAGCCAGGAGUGGAGGGGGAACUUCGUAGGCUGUUGGAGAAGCCAGAUCAUUUAAAGUCCAGAGAAGAGCGACAGCGUGAGAAGAAGCUGCUGCAGCAACUGAUGGAGAUUGUGGAUGACAGAAAUGCAAUUGUAGAGGGUCUUGAUGAGGACAGGCUGAGGGAAGUGGAGGAGGACCAGCAGCUGAAUAAGAUGAUGCAAAGUCUUGGAGUGAAGAAAGCCAAAAAAAAGCGGAAAUCCUCCAUCUCCAAACUGUUCAGGCGAAGAAGUAAAAGACGAGAUGAGUGAUGCUGAAGAUAUUUAUUUCUAUUAUUAAAUGAUCGAUUAUUUGAUGCUUAUUUUUAACGUACUUAAUGAAACAUGUCAAAUCAGAAAGAGGCUCACAAAACGUUAAAUAUUUUAAAUAUUUACCUUGAGUUGUUUUGUUUUCUAGUAGAGUUGAAGUUUUUGUGUAGAUUGCUUUCUAACCCCCCUCCUGCA
This is a messenger RNA of Melanotaenia boesemani (Boeseman's rainbowfish), 3021 nucleotides long. RefSeq names its product mical-like 2a (gene micall2a). The record is from RefSeq and is a predicted model, not a curated record. The transcript has 17 exons. Gene Ontology annotation, molecular function: protein binding. Bases 538 to 2829 code for a protein of 763 amino acids. Lineage: Eukaryota; Metazoa; Chordata; Actinopteri; Atheriniformes; Melanotaeniidae.